Messenger RNA from Capsicum annuum, 1600 nucleotides. Its product is annotated as protein trichome birefringence-like 34. Gene Ontology annotation, cellular component: Golgi apparatus. The transcript has 5 exons. Bases 241 to 1356 code for a protein of 371 amino acids. NCBI's taxonomy places the organism in Eukaryota, Viridiplantae, Streptophyta, Magnoliopsida, Solanales, Solanaceae. The record is from RefSeq and is a predicted model, not a curated record. Gene Ontology annotation, molecular function: O-acetyltransferase activity.
ACCAGCAAUUUCAACGUUUUUCAUAAAUCAAAAACACUUAUUUUAUGUUCUAACAGCUUGAUCAAAUAUCUCAAUAUUGUAAACAACUUUUUUAAAAAAAGAAAAGUAAUAAAACUUUAACAAAGAACAGUUUAAUUUUCUUUUAGAUUCUUCAAUCCCCUUGUGCUGUUACUCCUUAGUAUUAUAAGUACCCCUAGUGACAUAAGAAGAUUAAGCAAAGAGGUACUUUGAGAGAAUAAUAUGGCAGAAAAAGUAGUGCAUAAAUCGUGGAUAAUUCAGUAUAACUUACAUUCUAUUAUAGGAAUCCUCCUCUUGGUAUUUCUUUUUGUGUCCUUCUAUGUUAUAGGGGAUAAUAGUGAUGGUGUUAGAAUCCCACAUAAUAAGCCUAAAAGAAAAAAAUCAUCCCCAAAGUGUGAUUUGUUUUCUGGAAGUUGGAUUUUUGAUAAUGUCUCAUAUCCUCUCUACAGAGAACAACACUGUACUUUCAUGCCUGAUGACUUUGCUUGUCAUAAAUUUGGAAGAAAAGACUCAAAAUUUCAGCAUUGGAGAUGGCGACCUUAUGAUUGUGAUCUUCCAAGGUUUAAUGGUAAAGCAUUAUUGGAGAAGCUAAAAGGGAAGAGGGUGGUGUUUGUUGGGGAUUCAUUGAACAAGAACCAAUGGGCUUCUAUUGUAUGCCUAAUUGAAUCCACUGGAAUUCCUUCUCUCAAACCACUCAGCUAUAAAGGCAACUUGAUCGCCUUUGAGGUCAAGGAAUACAAUGCAACAAUUGAUUUCUACUGGUCACCAUUGCUAGUCGAAUCCAAUUGUGAUGAUCCAGUGAACCACCGUAUCCGGGAUCGAAUUAUCAGAAUUGAGGCCAUUGAGAAUCAUGCCAGGCACUGGAAUGAUGCAGACAUUCUCAUCUUUGAUUCUUUCACCUGGUGGCACGAGCACCAAAUGACACUGCUAUGGGGAUCUUUUAAUAGCUCUGAUGCAAUCUACAAGAAGGUUGGAAUGAAGUUGCGCCGCUAUGAGAUGGCCUUAAGAACAUGGUCAGAUUGGUUGGAAGUUCAAAUUGACAGAAACAGGACAAGAUUGUUCUUCAUGAGCCUCUCUCCUUCUCACAAAAAUGCUACAGAUUGGGGCAUGAGAAAUGAUCAAACUUGCUAUGAAGAAACAGAACCAAUAUCAAGAAAAGAGUAUUGGGGAAGUCAAACGGAUAGGAAAAUGAUGGAAAUUGCAGAGGCCUCUAUAAAUGGGCUGAAGAGAAGAGGAUUAGACAUACAAUAUCUCAACAUAACACAACUAUCAGAUUAUAGAAAAGAUGCACAUCCAUCAAUUUACAAGAGGAAUUGGGUUGCUCCAGCAAAAAAGUAAUUGAAAACUCCAAGGAGUAAUGAUGACUGUGUACAUUGGUGCCUUCCUGGUGUGCCUGAUGUUUGGAAUCAGAUUCUUUAUUCCUAUAUCAUGGACUCUCAAGAGAAUUAAAGGAACAGAGAUUUGUGUGUGUGUGUGUGUCUGUGAAAUCGUAUUUUGUUCAUAGAACCCUUGAAAUGUAUGAAAGAGUUCAACAAAAUCUAUUUAAACUAUUACUAGUUAAUGUGUAUGCGUUUGGCAGUCC